Molecule: messenger RNA, 5523 nt
Organism: Mesorhabditis belari
Lineage: Eukaryota; Metazoa; Nematoda; Chromadorea; Rhabditida; Rhabditidae
Source: the annotation of a GenBank genome assembly
AUGAGCGAUCGUCGUAAACGCGGAAUCGGCGAUGGAGCGCUGCAAGCGAUUGCCCCGAAAAAGCGCAAAAUGCAACGAGAUGACAAAAUUUUGGAACAACUUUCGAAAUGUCGCCAAGUGCUCGACGAUCUGAAGGACAAAAAGUCGAGUGAUGGCCGGAGUUUUGUCGAUUGGUUUUACCGGGCACCGUCGAGGAGAACCGAUCCUCAAUACUAUGAGCUUUUCGAGAAUCCCAUUGAUUUCAAUCGAAUAAAUCAAAAAGUGAAAACGGAAGAGUAUCAAUCGUUUGAAGAGUUUAUGCAAGAUGUGCGCCUCUUGAUUGAGAACAAUCGCAAGUACUAUGAGGAGCAAUCCGAUGAGCGCAAAAUCCUACUCGAGCUGGAAAUGUUUCUACAAAAUUCGAAAGAAAAGAAAACGAAUGGGAAUGGAAAGAUCAAGAGUGAAUCUCCGGCAUCGAGCUCUGGAUCAGUAAAAGAUGGCUCAAAGCAUGCCAAUGGGGCAACAAUCGACCACGAUGUUGUUGAAGAUAUUCUUACCUCAAUCCUUGAUCUCAAUGACAUGGAAACUGGACGAAUACUUUCGCCACCGUUUCGCGUUUUGCAGAGUAGAGAAGAAUUUCCAAUCUACUAUGAAAAAGUGAAGAAACCGAUUGACUUGAAGAUGAUUGCUGAGAAGUGUCGAGCUGGUGAUUAUUCAACUUUCGAGCAACUCGAUGAAGAUAUUCGUCUGAUGUGCGCAAAUGCAAAGGUUUUCAAUGAGCCGGGCUCAGUGAUCGCUAAAGAUUCGACUCAAAUCCUUCGAUUUUUCACGAAAAAGGUUAAAGAGGCGAAGAGUGGAUUGCUGAAAGCAUUUGAUGAUAAGAGAAUCGAGUACAACAAAGAGAUGAUCGAUGCGUUGAUAGCUCAAUCGUCAGCGAUACAAAAUGAGGAAUACAGUGAGGAUAGUGAAGAAGAUGAGGACACGGAACAAACGAGUGAUCCUAUGUGGAAGCUGUACUGGACAAUCCGAAAUGUCGAAGAUGACAAGGAUCCAGAGAGCAAUUUCGCGGAUCCAUUCCUCGAGUUACCACAGAAAAGUUACUAUCCGGAUUACUACGAUGAAAUCGCUCGUCCAAUGUCCCUAUUUAUGAUCAACAAAAAGCUGAAACGGGGCGAAUAUCAGAAUUUCGUCGACUUUCUCAAUGAAAUGUUAUUGAUCUUUGACAACGCUUGCUCAUACAAUUUGGAUGGUUCCGAGAUCUAUAACAAGGCAAAACACCUGAGAAAACUUGUCGUUAACAAGUCGAUCUCCCUUGCACCGAAUCUUGAUCUAUCGAAAAUCUCGAAAGAGCCAAAAGAAGAGAUCGAAGUGAACAUGAAUCUUCAUCACAAUUCCACUCCGACCUCAACAACGCAGAAAGGGCGAACAUCAGCGUUGAGAAAAGAGGCGAGACGAGCAUCGGAUAGCUCAACAAGCAGUGAACAGUCGGAGAUGUCACGAAAGCAUCCACGCAGUGCCGGUCGACCAUCAAUGGGCGGAAAAGAGAAAAGCAAGAAAGGAGCCGAGAAUUCAACUCUAUCACAAAUUGCAGGUUUUCCAUCGGCUCCCAUCUCGCCGACUAAAGGAAAACCUGGUCGAAAAAGCAUCGAAGAGCUGAAGAGUCGAUAUCGGGCAAAUCUAAUGCGCUUUUGGCAAUAUUUGUACGAUUAUAAGGAAGGAGAAUACUGGCCAAUCGGUGCGUUCAUGCAGGUACCAUCGCCUGGAGAAUAUCCUGACUAUUAUGAAGUAAUCAAAUUGCCGAUUGAUAUGGAGAAGAUCAAGCAACGAAUUGAUAAUAUAUUGUACACCUCAUCAUUGCAACUCAUCAGUGACUUCUCGGCGAUGUUUCACAAUUGUCGAACCUACAAUGAACCUGAAUCCGAUCUUUAUAAGGACGCGGCUCGAUUGGAGCAGCUGAUUCGCUCUGUUCACGAGCAAACUCCGGGCGCUCCAUUUAUGAAUCCUGUUGCUGCAAAACAUUCAGCGACGAACGGUCAUACAGCGAGCCCGAAAGUUGCGCGAACGCCGAAAGCUCUUCAAAUUAAUCAUCACAAACACCAUGGAACGAAUCAGAGUGGGGAAUUCGCGGCGAUGUGUGAACUCUUUCAAUAUCUCAGGGAUUAUGCUGAUGACGCGGGUCGAAGAUUGUCCAAAAUUUUUGAGAAACUGCCAAGUAGACAGGAGUACCCAGACUACUACGAGGUCAUCAAAAAGCCGAUCGAUUUCACAAUGAUUCACCAGAAAGUCUCGGGAUCGCGCUACAACAACAUAGCCGAGCUGGUUGGGGAUUUCCAGACGAUGUUCGAUAACGCUUGCAAAUACAAUGAAGCCGACAGUCAAAUUUAUGGGGAUGCCGUCUUUUUGCAAUCACUGUUGAUGCACCGAAAGAAAAUGCUGCGCAACGAGGGAAACACCGGUCCGCAUGUGCAAGUAGAAUUGAGAACGAUCUUCACACAAAUCUUUGCGGCAUUGCUGACGCAAAAGGAUACAACGGGCCGCCUGUUAUCAAACUCUUUGGUUACCGAUCUUCCCGAGUUGCUCAAAGCGGCAAAUGUACCCGCAGAUCAAUGGCCUUUCUCGUUGGAGCAAAUCAAAAAGAAUCUGGAUAAGUGUCGCUAUCGUCGCUUGGAUCGUUUCCAACAGGAUAUCUUCUAUUUGUUUGAAACAGCAAGGGAGUAUGCAAGGACUGAUUCGCAGCUAUUCGACGAUGUCAACCAACUUCAAGCGACUUUCAUCUCGGAACGUGACGAGAAAUGCCGUGGAGUUGUCACGUCGCGAGCUCUACUUUAUGUGUCGAAUCAUUUCCUGGAGCAAAUUGCCAGAGAGCGAAAAGAGAAACUGAAAGCCGAAGCUGAAGAGGAAAAAUCGGGACCGAGUGCGAAACGGGCAAAAAUUGAGCAAAACGAGGAGCUCACCGAGUGUACACACAAUGAGAUCACCUACAAAUUGCGCGAUUACGUCUACAUUAAGCCAUCAAAUGAGAACUCGAAAUCCCCGUUGCAUGUGAUGAGAAUCGAGCGGAUAUUCAAGAAUGAUGACGAGCAAGUGAUGGUUUCUGGGAAAUGGUUCUUGCGACCGCACGAGACUUACUACCGGGCUUCGAGGAAAUUCUAUGAGAAUGAGCUAUUCUACACCAAGAAUGAGAACAAGGUGCUCUUCGAUCGUUUGGCCGGCAAAUGUGCGGUGUUGUUCUUGCCAGUUUAUCUGCAAAACAAAGCAAAGGGCUUCGCACCUGAAGAUACGUUCGUUUGUGAGCACAAAUACAUGGGCAGACAGUUGCAUUUCGUGAAAUUAAAAACAUGGCCCGAAGAGGAAGAUGAUCAGAUCGAGUUGGAACCAAGGGAAGACGAUUUUCAACCAAUCAAGAUCACGCUUGAGCAACCCGAGAAAAUGGAUGUCGAUCAACGGUCUGAGAGCAGCAACCACGAUUCGGAAGAAGACGAGGAUCGUUGCCGAGAUGUCUCUUAUUUUUUGGAUAUCGCUCGAGAGGAAGUGACGCUCAAAGGAGCACAAGAAGAUGCGGAUGGGCGUGUCUACUAUCAACAAAUGUCUAUCAAUGGAAAGUUCUACAUGUUGGGCGAUUUCGUGCUCGUUUUCAAUCCGGCACGACCCGUUUGCGAUGUGAUGAGGAUUGACAAAAUGUGGAGAGAAGCUGAUGGCAUCGAGCUGUUUUCCGGCGGAUGGUUUGCUCGACCGGGUCAAGUGGCGCACGAUGCUGGUAGAAUAUUCAUCGCAAGAGAGGUUUUCGCCGUUCAACAACCCGAUCAGACGCGGGCGAUGAUCGACAUUCAGAGUAAAUGCUUGGUGUUGCCGCUGAAGGAUGCCGUGAGAAUGAGACUGACGGAGAUUCCCGAGUGUGACGUUUUCAUUUGUGAGCAACGCGUCGAUGGACACGGAUUGACAAAUCCAAAUGAGUGCUCUCUGUUCUCUGCCGCCGGGGCGACAAAUGGUCAUUUGCCGGAACCGAUCCAACCCGAGCAGGCGAUGAAUCUCGAGUUUGCGAAGAAAAAUCGAAACUUGCGGGUCUACUCGCUUGCGCCAGAGAUUGCCGAGAACGAGAUUUUCUACUUCAAAACUCCGCCUGUCAUGGAGAAGGAGAUGUCUCCUCUCGUGGCGAAAAACGAAUUGCCACCGUUGGAUUUGGAUGCCGAAAUAGAUGAGAAUGAUGUGGAUACGGACGGGACUGAUUCGGCUAUCGGAACACCAGCGCCUGGAGACGCAAAAUCCUGGCUCGCACAUCAGCCGAAGUUGAACGCGAAGAGCAAAUCGGGGUACAUUCUUUUCUCGGCCGAGAUUCGGAAACGGAUCAUGCAUGAGAAUCCCGAUGCUGGCUUUGGAGAAGUGUCGAAGAUUGUCGGAGUUGAGUGGAAGAAAUUAACGGAUGAGCAAAAGAAACAGUACGAGGUUCGAGCCGAUUACAUUGCCACGGAGCGAGCCAAAGUCGAGCAAGCAACCAAUGCAACCACACAGCCGUUGCAACCAAACCAAUGCCGAGUGUGGUUGUGCAAGUGGAUCAACUGCGAAUUCAUGUGCGAUCACAGCGAUGGACUUUAUGAUCAUCUCGUUCACCAUCACACCUCACAAAUCAUUCCUGACAGCGAGCAACAAUUCGUUUGUAUGUGGGGCCAAUGUGUUCGGAAUCGAAAAGACGGCAAACCGUUCCCGUCUUUGCCACGCUUGCAUCGACACAUCAAGGAGAAACACAUGCAAUCGGCGUGCAAGGUGAUCUACAACAAUCAACGCGGCCGUACCUUCUACCGUUACAUUCCACCGCAACAAGACGGAGGCCAUGGACAGUUACAUCAUUAUCCCUAUGGCAUGCAUCCAGCACAAGUCGCUCAAUCACAUCCGGCUCCAUCGGCCCAUCUACCGCCACAAGUCCCGUCGGGAGCUCAUUUGGUGAACGGCGAUGCUCAUCAUCACCAUCCUAGAGUGAACGGCCACGAUGCACAUCAUCCACACCCACAAGUCGGUCCACACCAUCCGGGCAUUGCUCAUCAUCCACAGCAAGCACCCAUGCACCAUUAUCCACAGGCGCCGGGUCCAUCACAACCACAAGCUGGCGCAACCGUCUACGCGGUGCACACGAGCAAUCCACCCGCGCAACAGGGUCCCUCCACACAACCGCCACCCCCACAGCACGGACAAAUUGCGGAUCCUGGACGAACGAUCGUCACGUUGAGUCGAGGCGUUGAGCCGGUCUUCGUGCCCACUCCCAAAUCGAUUGCCACCCGACGAGCACUGCACACAGACGCUUACAUCAAAUAUUUUGAAUCGCUUUCCGGGAACCAACGAACGAUAAGCAAAUUUGGACGAUCUCUUGGCGCGAAUCAGAGGAACACGAGUCUGCCCUCGGCUCGACCGACGCCAUAUCAAUGGAUAAAGAACUCAAAGCCAUCCGGAGCAACGGCCACCGAGGAGGAGCUCUCAUCAGCUUUGUGGCGACUUCGAGAUCAAAUUCUCGAGUCAACCGCCGGAAUCGCCUCCGAUUAUCAAGGACCCCUU